Penicillium daleae is the source of this 468-nucleotide messenger RNA. RefSeq lists its product as uncharacterized. The record is from RefSeq and is a predicted model, not a curated record. The transcript has 4 exons. The coding region runs from base 1 to 468 and encodes 155 amino acids. Lineage: Eukaryota; Fungi; Ascomycota; Eurotiomycetes; Eurotiales; Aspergillaceae.
AUGAAGUUCUUAAGUACUGGUCUCCCGCUCUUUGCAGCUAUCCCUCUCGUCACUGGCAUUGCUAUUGCUUCUACAAAGAUGGAAGCCCUUCAGAAACGUGGUUUCAUUAAUGGACUCUUCUGCUGUCCAGUUGCAGAUGUACCUGGCCUCACUGAAGUCAACACUAACCUUGUGGAGCAAGUUGGUCAAUUCAUUGUCAAUGAAGACCCAGGUAUGAUUAUUAAAACCGACCCAGAGUCAUGCCAGAAUGUUGUCUGCGCUGGGGAAACGGAGGGAAACAUUGCGGUCAAAUUUUGCAAUUUUCAACCGAGUUUCCCCUUGAGCAUCGAGGCCGGUGCGUUAGUCCAGGCAAUAGACAGUAUUGCAUCCGAGUGCGGUGGCAGUGGAAACACUUGCGGAGUGCUAUCGAGUGAGCUGGGGUAUACCAUAACCGUAGCUGGUCGCCAGUCGCUUGGUGCUAGUUGUUAG